CACCGAUCAACGGAAAGAGCCGAAGAUGUCGGCUCGGUCAAUCACAGCUAAUCGCAUGGCACUGAUGAUCAGUGUAGCCCCAGCAGUGCCACCUCAAUGCCACAUUGUCCAUCAAUGCCACCUGCCAGUGCCCAUCAGUGCCACAUCAAUGCCACAUAUCAGUGACUACCAGUGCAACAUCAAUGCCACAUAUCAGUGCCCAUCUGAGCUGCCUUUCAGUUUUCACCUAUCAGUGCCAGUCAGUGCCGCCUAUCAGUUCCGCCAAUCAGUGCUCCCUAUCAGUGCCAGUCAG
Messenger RNA from Staurois parvus, 292 nucleotides. The record is from the annotation of a GenBank genome assembly. NCBI's taxonomy places the organism in Eukaryota, Metazoa, Chordata, Amphibia, Anura, Ranidae.